This is a messenger RNA of Odontomachus brunneus, 2752 nucleotides long. It is a transcript of the gene pths, whose product is annotated as probable ATP-dependent RNA helicase DDX47. The record is from RefSeq and is a predicted model, not a curated record. The transcript has 9 exons. Bases 177 to 1532 code for a protein of 451 amino acids. Gene Ontology annotation, molecular function: nucleic acid binding; ATP binding; RNA helicase activity. NCBI's taxonomy places the organism in Eukaryota, Metazoa, Arthropoda, Insecta, Hymenoptera, Formicidae.
CACAUAUGUUCAGUGCCCAUUACGCAUAUGCGAGCAUUUAUCUAUAGUUCAUGUCACGUGUACUGUAGAAAAUGUGUGCAUAAUACAUAAUACGGAACGCAGCCUAUUCUUCUUUUUCUUUAGAUGUGAUUUCGAUUUUCAAACAAUAAAGCAAAAGUUUAAGAACGUGUCUAAGUAUGGAAUCCAAGCAAGUUGAGAAUACUCAUAAUGAAAAUAACGAGAAAAUUACUUGGAAAGAUUUAGGCAUUGUAGACACACUUUGCAAAGCUUGUCAUGACUUAAAAUGGGAAGAACCUACAAAGAUUCAACGAGAAGCUAUUCCUUUGACACUUGAAGGCAAGGAUGUAAUAGGACUAGCAGAGACUGGAUCGGGAAAAACUGCUGCUUUUGCACUGCCUAUGUUGCAGGCAUUGUUAGAAAAUCCACAGAGAUAUUUUGCACUUGUACUGACACCUACAAGAGAACUGGCAUUUCAAAUUUCGGAACAAUUUGAAGCAUUAGGUUCCAGUAUUGGUGUGAAGUGUGCAGUAUUAGUAGGUGGGAUGGACAUGAGUGCACAAGCGCUACUGCUCAGUAAAAAACCUCAUAUCAUUAUUGCCACACCUGGAAGAUUGGUCGAUCAUUUGGAAAAUACAAAAGGCUUUAGUUUACGAAACUUAAAAUUUCUGGUUAUGGAUGAAGCAGAUCGUAUCCUAAAUAUGGAUUUCGAAGUGGAAGUUGAUAAAAUUCUCCGAGUAAUACCACGAGAAAGGAGAACAUUACUAUUUUCCGCGACCAUGACUAAGAAAGUGCAAAAACUACAACGUGCAUCUUUACGAAAUCCUGUGAAAGUCGAAGUAUCUACCAAAUAUCAAACUGUAGAGAAACUGCAACAAUAUUAUUUAUUUAUUCCAGUGAAAUUCAAGGACGUGUAUCUGGUGCAUAUCUUAAAUGAGUUGGCUGGCAAUAGUUUUAUGAUAUUCUGCGCAACCUGCAAUAAUACUGUCAGGACUGCUCUAUUGUUACGAAAUCUGGGUUUCAUGGCAGUGCCCUUGCAUGGACAAAUGUCACAAAACAAAAGAAUCGCUGCGCUUACAAAAUUUAAAGCGAAAAAUAGGUCUAUAUUAAUUUCAACGGACGUUGCUAGUAGAGGUCUCGAUAUUCCGCACGUAGAUAUUGUUAUCAAUUUUGACAUUCCCACGCAUAGUAAGGAUUACAUACAUAGAGUAGGUAGAACUGCACGUGCAGGUCGAUCCGGUCGUUCUAUCACGUUUGUUACACAAUACGAUGUCGAGCUAUAUCAACGAAUAGAACAGCUGAUAUCGAAGCAGUUGCCAUUGUGGCCUACAGAAGAGGAGGAAGUAAUGUUACUACAAGAAAGAGUAAUCGAGGCACAACGAAUAGUAAAAAUGGAGGUGAAAGACAUCGAAGAGAACAAAAAGUCGGGUAAAAGGAGAAAGCGUGCUGACGACAAUGAAGAUGACACAGAACAAUCGAUUGGAGUAAGAAAACGAAUCAAAGGAAAUGGCAAGAAAAUGGGGAAAAGAAGAUGACGUCGUUAUUACACGCCGCUUCUAUUUCAGCAUCAUCACGAAACGGGAUCGUUCACGAGAAGAAAUGCAGAGACAAAGGAAAGCACGACCGUCCCUAUAGCAAGAAGGUGUACGACGCGAACGUUAUGAUCGUUAACUACAGUCUUUAUACUACUACUGUAAAAUUGCUAAUCAAUCAAUUAGUUUUCAUAAAACUUCUAUAGAAAAUCAAUAAUCCAUUGUACAAGUUUCUGUAAUACAAAAUACGGUACAAGGAAACUGUCCCUUCAAAAUUUACAACUACGAUGUAUCCUCUAGUUACUACGAGAUUAUUAAUCAUAUAAAGUGUGUGGCAACAGAUUCUUAUUCGCGUAUUACGUAAGAUAUAACAAACGUAAACGUGCACUACUUGGGAAAUACUUGGAUGCUGCGGCUAUUGUUUCGUUGCAAAAAGAAGCACUAAUUAAAAUUAGACAUUACGAUGUCAAAAUGUGGUCAUACUGACCACCACGCAUCUAAAACGGUUAUUGAAGCAUUGCGGUUAUUAAUAGAUAUAUUUUGAAUCGUGUGCAAGCGAAUAUUCAUCGAAUAUUCAUCGUCCGACGCGCUCGGGACAUUUGCCGAACGAGUUGAAAUUGUGAAAUGUCUACAAAUUGUAUGUUUAUAAAUUCGUAAGUGUCGUAGACAUUUUGCCAUGAUGUAUUUAUGAAUGCAUAAUAUGCCUGCUGGAUCACUUAAAAUAAACUCGGAGAUUACGUGGUCGCGCGCGGUAACAAAUAAUAUCGAUUGCCGCAGCUUUUGCUGUGUUUGCAAUAAGAGUAUUUGCUUAGAGUACAUAUAUACGCUACGCUCUUUAUUCUGUAAUUAGAUCUCUCUAUCCAUUGAACAAUCGUAUUCGAAAAUCUCAACUUGAUUUUUAUUAUAAGAGGGCUGUACAUAUCUAAUUCUCGUUGUCGAAGGCUUUUACACGACGGUGAACAACGCGCCUACGCAAAAGGAUUGUUUCGAUCUGCGUUGUGUAAUGGACGACUUUGUCCGAAAUGAUUUAUUUCAAAUCACCGAUAUUCUCUUUCUAUAUAUAUGUGUUUGUUGUGUGUAUGUGUGUCAUGUGGCGCGCGCAUAUAUAUUUAUGUGUGUGUAUCACCGAGUACUUCAAAACUUGUAAUGAUGAUAUCAACUAAUGUCUUUGUAAUAUUUCACAAUUAUAAAAAAAAAAAAGAGUACUCUGAUGUAUACAUAUA